AUGUCGUCCUCGGCCCCUCCUCCAACCAUUAUCAUCAACGUUCCGGGGACGGCGGCUGCUUCAGCAGCCCGGCACGUAGCACCAUCUACAACGACUAGUCCCUUAGCAGAGACGGUAUCUGCUAUUCCAAAAGCAAGACCUCAGAAACCCGUCCUGGUCAAGUCGUGCUACCUAUGCGACGAACAGAAUCCAGGCGACUUCUCCCCGACGACCAAGUUUCUCGAGACCUGUCUUCUAUGUUCCCGCCAUUUCUGUCCCAUCCACAGGUCCGAAAACUGGGACCAGGUCUGCAACAUCAACCAUUCCAGCUACUAUCACGAAUGUCUGGGAAGGGCACGCGAAGAACUUGCUACCCAGGACAAAGACUCGGAGAGCAGCAAGCGCGCGAUUGCCGAAAUGCUCAUCAACGAAGGCAUUUUCCCUAGCCUAGGGGAGCGGGAGAAGGCCAUUUUCUCAACCAGCCCCGUCAGCGAUGCCAAGAUGCAGGAGCUGGAAAGCUUCCGUAGUCUCGAUGCUGCCUUGGCUGGCACCAGUACCAAGCCGAAGACCCAGUUGAUCGAGGAGCGGGAUGUAGUGGGCGCUGAUAUUGCUGUGUGA
This is a messenger RNA of Exophiala dermatitidis NIH/UT8656, 597 nucleotides long. RefSeq lists its product as uncharacterized. NCBI's taxonomy places the organism in Eukaryota, Fungi, Ascomycota, Eurotiomycetes, Chaetothyriales, Herpotrichiellaceae. The record is from RefSeq and is a predicted model, not a curated record. The transcript is spliced from 2 exons. The coding region runs from base 1 to 597 and encodes 198 amino acids.